Messenger RNA from Nerophis lumbriciformis (worm pipefish), 1296 nucleotides. The record is from RefSeq and is a predicted model, not a curated record. NCBI's taxonomy places the organism in Eukaryota, Metazoa, Chordata, Actinopteri, Syngnathiformes, Syngnathidae.
AUGGAGGAAAAAGACCUGCUGAAGGAACGUCUCCAGGCUAUCACGGACAAAAGGAGAAUCCAGGAGUACAUUGCCAAGAAAAGAAGAGAAAUAGAGGAAGAAAAACUUAAACUCCAAUACAUAAAGAAAAAAGCACUCAGGGAGCAAUGGCUGAUGGACGGUUUGUGUCAGCAAUCAGAGGAGGAGCAGGAGGCAAUGAGGCUUCAGGCUGAGGAUGAAAAGCAACAGAGCGAUCAGCUGCAGAGCAAUAUCGACAGGAUAGAAAAAGAGAUUGUGGCCUUAGAAACAGAGGAGCAAAACAUCUCUGCCAAUGAGGAAUUUAUUCUGAAGCGAUUAAAAGAAGUGGAGAAGACACCUGAGGACAUUAUCAAGGGAGGGAUGGCCGGGGAUAUCAUGGAGGCCCACGUCUGCUGUAUCCGCUCCGGAAGAUUAGUCAUCAUCCUCCCUUGCCCGGUUCCCGCGAGCGAGCCUUUCAUGAUCCCGGAUCUCCGUGAUGAUAUUCGUGACCAGUUGAGCGCAACAUUUGCAAUGGAGAUCAGUGUGGAGCAUGAUAAACGAACGGGAACAAGUCAAGUAGUCUCUGCAGCCACCGUUACGCCAGAAAACAUUGAGAAGAGAGGUUUAAAGGUGUUCGAUGACGGACGCAAAUCGAUUUACGCUUUAAACCCUGACGGAGAGUCAGAUUACCCUUGGGUCAAUAGUGAAAUGACAUCCCAACAAGCAGAAGAGCUUCUACGACAGGCAACAGAUGAGACUAGUUGUUCAGGCCUUGACGAAAAACACAUGAACAGUUCUACAAACAGUCUCGUCACAGUCAAAGUCAGUUCUGAAGAGAAACUGAAACCUCUGCAGCUUAUUUGUAAAGACAUAAAUGGCAGUAAGUCUUCAGAGAAUUUUGACUCUUCAAACAUUGUCAACGAUCAAAAAGGACGGCUGGAAUCUUCACCUGUCACAAUGAUUUUCAUGGGCUAUGAAAAUGCUUUGGAUGAGGACGAUGUCGACUUCCAAGCAGAACUGGUGACCGUAGGAUGCAGCGAUGAUGAGGAAGAAUUUGAUUACGAUGAAACGACAAACGAUGAGGAAUGCCUUUCAUACCACCCAGAAGGAUACAAGAGCAAAGUGUUUCAACCUGAAAAUGCCGACACGACAUGGAAUCAUUUAGGGCUCCUUAGGCCAACAUUUGUUCACAAACGAGUGGAAAUGCCGCACGGGAGCCGCACUAGGGCCACGGCCUUUCCCCGCCAAUCGGGGGGAGAUGCAAGCCAGCGCAGCCCAUCCCACAAGCCGUCCUCGUAG